Molecule: messenger RNA, 1137 nt
Organism: Diabrotica balteata
Lineage: Eukaryota; Metazoa; Arthropoda; Insecta; Coleoptera; Chrysomelidae
Source: the annotation of a GenBank genome assembly
AAGUUUGAUCGAUAGAAAUGAAUUAAAUAACUUUUAAUAAUGUACGUCCCGAGACAAUGUACUCAAAACACCCAAGGUCAUAUAGAUUAUGGAAUUCCACUUAUAGCGAAAACUGCAGAUUAUCGAACUAGCUAUACAAGAGGGCACAGUUUUAUUCCUUCUGUUCCCCAGGAGUUCGAUUGUAGAGUCCACACUAAAAUAAAUCCGGAACUAUUAGCAACUGACAUAUUAAUUAAAAACGAUGUACUUUCUACUAGCAAGCGGGACUUUUCUAUUAAAUUUAAGGAAAAUGACGUGUUGGCCAAUUAUCCAAGAGCUACCGUUAACCAAGAAGUACAGUAUAUCAGAACACUCCAAGAAGCAUUGACAAAAAAUACACCACCAUCUGUUCCACCUAAAAUAUCAGAAAUGAAGGAAAACUAUCAAGGAAUUCCGUAUAGAAUGAAUAUAAGGGAAGUAAUACCUCCAGCAAUCUCAGGAAUUUGCGAAAUAACUGGCAUUGCAAAACCCGUCCAACGCGCGAUACCACCAAACGAAGUUGGAGCUUGGAAAUAUUUGGAUAUUUAUAUGACGAACAACAAAUUACAGUUGAUACCUUACAACGAAGAGCAAAUCGCGCAAGCAAGAUCUGAUUUGCCGACAUUCUACAAUACUUCUGGAGUUUAUAAAAAAUCGGAAAAGAAACUUCCGAUGCCAGCAACUGGAAAUAAGUCAGUUUAUGAUAAAACGGUGUUCAAAUAUCAAUUUCCGAUUAGAAACUUACAUAAAGGACAAAAAAGAGUGCCUCACAGUGGAAUGCAGUCAGAAUACCAAGGCCGAUAUAUCUAUCAAACCUACUCGGAUAUGUAUCCAUACACAGCCGACAGUGGACAAAUUUGCCAUAACCCUAACUCUGAUGCGGGACCAUGGCAAAAUUUGUGUCCUCCCGGAAUGUACACCACUGACUACAGUCAUAUUGGAUCGGGUUGGCCGAUCAGAGCAGUUGUUAAUGCCGGCGAAAAAAGAGAACUUAGAUAUUGUCCACAAAAAUGUUAAUUUAUACACUAUAUUAACUUUAAAAAUCUAAUGUAAUUUGUUACAUAUAUUUAUAUAUCUAAACAUGUAUCAGUUAAAACCAAUAAAAAAAUUACAAUGACU